Caenorhabditis auriculariae is the source of this 3056-nucleotide messenger RNA. The record is from the annotation of a GenBank genome assembly. Lineage: Eukaryota; Metazoa; Nematoda; Chromadorea; Rhabditida; Rhabditidae.
AUGCAGAUAAAGGUUCGUUUUUUUGUCAUUUUCUUGAUCUUAUCUCAAAUUUCAGGUCUUUCUCUCAGUUCUGCUAGUCCUGAUCGGUCUUUUUUCGACGAAUGAAGCUCAAAGGAUCUCGAAGAAUGAGAUCAAAAGACUUCCUCAUCCUCCUUGCAGGGAAACAAAGGACUGCGAAGGCGGUGUUACUGUUGUUUGCCUGUUUGAAAAAUGUAUACCUCUAGAUCUUGGAAAGUAAUAAAAAGUUUUGGUUUGUGGCGGCUUAGCUCAGCUGGUAGAGACUUAUUUCAAACUCGUGCAAAGUUGGAAUGGAUAAUGGUCGCUAAAAGGGAGUUGCUCAAAAAAGGCGGCAGAAAGGCAGCAAAAAGAGUCCCUUCCUCAAACCUUCCAUUUUUUUGGGAUUUUAAAAGGCUUAAGAAAUGGUGAAAAAGGAAGAGGCAGCAAAAAUGGUGCAUAUGGGCUGAGAAAGUGACGCAAAAAUGCAGUAAAAAGGGAGCCUUCAUCACCCUUAAAGGAACAUUUCUAUAGAGCCUUCCAGCAGCCUUAAUGACCCUCGCAGGGCCCCUCGGACUUUGCUUAUGCAACGGAUUUCGUAAUUACUAUGAUCUGUGAUAAGAAAUUUUAUAACGAAAGUCGAAGAAUGAGCGCUUUUUGCAUUUUUUCUGCCUUUUUCUUUGAAAUAUUGAAAUUUUUUAAAUUUUGAGCAAGUUUGAGAAGUUUAAAAUCUCAAUAGCUGAAUUUCGAUUGUAUUAGUUUUAUUAUAGUCUGCAUGCCACAACUUGAAAUUUCACCGAACGACAUUCCGCUGUUCCGCUGCGUCAAGCGUCUUUGCGAGCCUCGAUUCGCUUUGAAUUGGUUCUUAUUUCUAAUAGAUGGACUGUUUCACUAGGAACACAUGUUUUUCGAGUUCUUGAAUAAAAUGAAAAGUUAAAGCGUGCAAAGGCGCGCAGCGGAACAGCGGAAUGUCGUUCGAUGAAAUUUCAAGUCGUGGCACACAGACUAUACUUCAAUUUAAUUUUCGAAAAAGUACCAAACAUGAAACAAAAAACAUGGAAAAGAGGCAUAAUUUUUGGGCUUACUUCACUUUUUUAAACUGAAAAAGAUUCUUUCAAAUAUUUGCUCAGGCAAAGUUGGAAUGGUGAAUAAUGGCCGUUAAAAGAGAGAGGCUCGAAAAAGGUCGCACAAAAGGAGCAAAAAGGCUGCAGAAAGGCAGCAAAAAGGGUACCACUAUCAAGCCUUCCAUUUUCCUGGGAUUUUAGAGGCUCGAGAAAUGGUGGAGAAAGGGAGAGACAGCAGUAUGGGCUAUGAAAAAAGCGCAAAAAUCACCUUAAAAGGAACAUUUUUUUUGGACCUUUAUGGCUUUGCAACGUCCGCGAGGUCGUAGGUUCGAGUCCCCCCGAGGUCGACCAAGCCUUUCAUCCCUCCAGGUAGAUAAAAUUGGGAGCUGCAUGCAAUGAAAAGCUCAAUCUCUGGCAUCGGCCUUUGGAAAACCGGCACCGUACUUCUCCCUACGACCUCUCGUGUACCUGAUGUUCUACGAGCGAAAUUCACAACUUCUCAGCUUGAGUCACAGCUCCUGCCGCAACACAGUUAACUCAAUGAAAGUCGAUUGCACAUGUAUUCUUACAUUGAAGAUGCAAUAAACAACAAAUCCAGCUAGUUUUCACACAAGAAACGAGAAUCGCCUUACAGAACUGGGCACAUCAAAAAUUGCAGGUCAUUUGAAAUUUCCGAACAGACAUAAACUAAAAACUUGGAUGAGCUAUAAAAAUAAUGUAACUGAAAGAAUUUCCUAUUUAUAAUCCUCAUAAUUCGCUUAAAACUACAAAUGAUGAAAAAAACCCUUUUAACCCAAUUUCAAAACUUCAUGAUCAACAAAUUUCUUUCUGCGAACAUAUUUCUUCUUCUGAACGAAUAAUUCGAUUUGAUUAUAUUUUGGGAUCCGUAGAAGCAUGAAAAGUGGUAAAACAUCCAAAAAAGACGGUUAAAAACCAGGAAAAUGCACUGACUUUUCCAUUGCAAUUUUUUCAAACUUCGAAGCUCCAUUUCAAGAUUUUUCUUUCACUUCUAGCCAUCCUCAUCAGUCCUCUUUCGCCGAUCAGAAAAAAAGAAAAAAACCUUAUUUUUUUUUGGUAAAUUAAUAUUAUUAGCACAGUUCUCCCCUAAUUUCCACACUGAAAAUUAUGAAAUGGUUUUUUUUUUCGAAAGACGUUCGGAUUAUAAAUUUUCAAAUAGAGACCCAGCAAGGUCAACCGCGCGUAAGUCGUUUCACGGUCGGUCGAUCCACAAGACAGUUAAUUUUAUUUUUAUGAGUCACGGAACGAUUCUUUGAUUUGUUCAUUUGAAGUCCCAAGUCAAUUAGAUUUUAAAUUUCGGAGAAAAAAACAAAUAAGAUUUAUAUAGUAAAAAUGGUGGCAAUUUUUUAAAAUCGAGCUUUAAAAUAGUUUUCUUUAGGAUAUGCUUGCCAGUAAGACCACCUAAAAUUUUAAUGAUCAAAAAAAAACCUUCCAAGCAUAAAGGGGAAGAUACUACCUCUGUGGUUGAAAAUUAAUUUUAAUUCCAAUUUUAAAAUAUUUUUUUUAGUCCAUCCCUUCUCUAGGAUUUAUAGAGCUCUAUAAAAAAUUCCAAAACUUUCUCAUCAACAAAAUCGCUCCUUGGGAAGAUUAUUCUCAUUCUCAUCGAACAAUUUGAAGUCGAAAAUUGUUUCUUGAGACCCUAAAAGGAAUAAAUAAUCUUAAAAACGUCGAAAGUUCAGUUCCAAACUGGAAAAAAUGUUGCUGAAGGUCGGUUUUUUUUUUUCUAGCUUUUGAUUCAAAUAAAAUCAUCUUCAGAUUUUCCUUCCACUUUUAGUGAUCCUUAUCGGCCUUCUAACGCCAGUUGGAGCUGAAUUCUCUAAAAAACCGUCGGUGGCAAGAAAAUGUUUGUUUGAAUUUUCCAUAUUCUCUUGAAUCUACUUUACAGAUUACAUGUUUUACGAGUGCAGAAGUGACAAAGAUUGCGCGAGAAAGUGCAAGAAGAACGGCUAUUGCGAGGAGAUGACCUGGGUACCAGGAUAA